Messenger RNA from Cyclocybe aegerita, 465 nucleotides. NCBI's taxonomy places the organism in Eukaryota, Fungi, Basidiomycota, Agaricomycetes, Agaricales, Hemipholiotaceae. The record is from the annotation of a GenBank genome assembly.
AUGGCACUUACUGGCAAGGAACUCGGUACAGAUGUUGGGCAAUGGCUGGACCAAGUGUCGCCGCUGGCGCUAUUAGCAGUCUCCGUUGCCAUCGGCAGCACGCACUAUCGUACGGAAGUUUACGCUUCCUCCCAUGGCGGAGCCGGCACGGGCCGGUCGCCCAGAAGAUGGCAUACAACGGCCUGGGGCGAUCGCCCCGUCCUUCUGUUGCUCGGCAUUAGGUUGGGCAUCGAAGGAGUGAAUCCGACUCAUUAUGAGACCAUUACGCAAUUGUAUACAUUCCCGCAAUAUGUAGGCAUCGCUGGCGGUAGGCCAAUCCCUUCCUACUACUUCGUCGGGUCGCAGGCAGACAGUCCGUUCUACCUCGAUCCGCACAAUACCUGGUCUGCAAUUCCUCUACGGCCGCCACCUCCACAGGCGAUCCUCGAGGAUCGUCGAGCUGAUGUACGAACCAUUUUUCGUUGA